Molecule: messenger RNA, 1247 nt
Organism: Penaeus vannamei (Pacific white shrimp)
Lineage: Eukaryota; Metazoa; Arthropoda; Malacostraca; Decapoda; Penaeidae
Source: RefSeq, a predicted model, not a curated record
UUCUGGAGACACGGUAGAGGACACAAUACAGUCGAAUAUUUAUGCUCUGAAACAAUCAUGAAAGUAUUGAUAACGGAAAAUUAAAUAUUGCCUGACAUGUUUCUGCAUGCAGAUAUUGAUUUUUACGACGAAAAAUGUAUUAGAGAAAUCUAGUGUGCUGUACAGUAAAUAUGACUCAUUGCGAAUCGAGUAAACGGUAUUCAGAUAAGCAGAAAAGAUAAGAUUAAUUUUAUAACACGUAAUAAUCAAUGGAUCGCAUGGUCAUUUUUGAAACCAUCAUCAAUGGGAUAUGUAUGAAUUUAAAGAUAAUAUUUUAUUUUGAGUUAUUUAUAUCUUAAUUAUAAUGACUAAUUCCUCUUGAAAGAACAAGUCUGCCUACACUUUUCAGUUACUUUUUAAGGAAAAUUAGAUAUUCCUCCAAAACCUGACAACAAAGGUACCAAUAGAUGCUUUGCUCUGCAGCUAUUUGCAUAAUCGCGCACUCAAUAAAAACAAAAAAAUAAAAAUAAAAAUAAAAGGUCAUAAAGUGAAACAGGUUGCGACUGAAGUGGAUCCGGAGUGUAAGCGCUGGAAGAGGUUGUCAAAGGAAAGGAAAAGCAAAACAGCAAAAUUUUCACUCUUAUCCUACCAAAAUGUUCAAGAAAUUGCGAGAGAAGAUCACCGAGGAGGUACAACAGACUUCAUUAAGGCUACCUGUAUCAGUACAGCAGUCGGUUCAACAAUUAACACAGACGACGCGAGAGUCCCUCAGCACCCGGAGAGGUACGUCGCUAAUGAGCACCCAGAAUUCAGCAACGGAGCAAUGGCUUGAGACUGUAAAAGAUGGGAGCCAGUUGAGUCUAUCUCCAUUCAGUGGGACAACAACCUCUCCAGGAGAACAAAAGAGAGAGCUUGAGACUGGGUCCUUGCAAGAUGAGGUGCUUGUGGACAUCUCUGACAUUAGACCUGCUGGCCACAAUAAAGAUCUUUUCAGCAUUGAUGAAGAUAGUCAAGAAGGUUCACCAAGCAAGUCAGGGUUCCAGCUAGUUGACCUAAGUGAUACAGACACCAUAACCCCAGCUGAUCCUGGAGGGGGUGCUGGGGUCAGAGGCCAGGGGGUAGCAGGAGUGACCUUUGACCCCUCCAUAUCUGUUUCCAAUAGCCCGGCUCACAGAACAAGAAGAGACUCUGUGGGAUCAUGUGUCAGUGAUGCAAGUAGCCUUUUCCCAAUUUAUGAAGUCCCAGGGGUUUCAUUCACCAUGCCGCAG